UUACUGUGUUGCAAAAAAAAAAUAUAUCUCCCACUAACUACAUUUAUUUUUAAAAUUCUUUGUUUAGUGUGCAAAUCUCCGUGAAUCUUAUUCAUUUCUACGUUUUGUUAUUAAAAUUUCGGCUGCUAUGAGAGUAUUUCAAAAGUAAAGAUGGAUGACAGAGACCAAGUAAACGAGAAGCAUCUCGACGAAGAUCAGCAAUCUACUACCGUACUUCCAUGGGACAGGUUCUCAAACUGGAUCCACUGCUGUUGUGUUGUGACUUUUGAUCUGGAACUUGGGCAGGCGAUGGAGCUGAUAUACCCAGGCCAUGUUAAGUUGUCAGACAAAGAGAAAAUGAAUAUAUGUUAUUUGUCUUUUCCUGAUUCUAAUUCAGGUUGUAUGGGUGAUACACAGUUCCACUUUCGUAUUCGCCAGUGCCCUGGUCGCAAGCCCACUGUGAAAGCACACAAUGCUUAUAACAGAGACUGCCCAAUUACUUUACAGAGUGAAUCAGCAUACUACUAUGGAUUUGUUUACUUCCGUCAAACCAAAGACAGAACAAUAAGAAGAGGAUACUUUCAGAAGUCAGUUGUGCUGGUCACCAAACUGCCUUUUGUGGCCCUGUUUUCUCAGCUAGUCAGCAUUAUUGCUCCAGAAUAUUUUGACAAUGGGGAGCCCAGCCUUGAAGCAGCUUGCCAUGAUAUUGACCAAUGGCCUGACCCUAUACCAGGUGACACUCUUAAUCUGCCAAUCAUGGGAACAGUGAUUCAGGUACGAGUGCCUUGUCGGUCAGACAGGUUGGUAGGUGGAGUGCAGGCAAAAUCUCAGGAAAGGCACACAAUACCAGCUCACUCAGUCUUGCCAACGCUACAUGAAGUAGAUAUAUACAGUGCUUUUCAUAGUAUCCUGCCACAUGUGCAGCUAUUGUGGGAACUUGUGCUUAUUGGUGAGCCUGUUGUCGUGAUGGCAGCAUCUCCUUCAGUGACCUGUAACUGUGUUCAGGCACUUAUCAACAUGAUCACACCUCUUAAAUACUGCAAUGACUUCCGCCCAUACUUCACCAUACAUGACAGUGAAUUCAAAGAAUUUACAACAAGAACACAGGCACCACCACCAGUUAUUCUUGGAGUGACCAAUCCAUUUUUUGCCAAAACUCUUCAGCAUUGGCCACACAUCAUACGCAUUGGUGAGAUGGGAGGACUUGGGACUUCCCCUAAACCAUUAAACAAAUUGAAGAAAGCUGCAUCCUUAAAAACACUUGACUCCAAGCCAGAUCAGCCAGAAUCCUGUGUGUAUACUCAGUACAAGAGCUUCCUGGCCAAAGACAAAAUGAUACUCAAGCGACUGAUGAAGGGUUCACAGUCAAAGCGGCCAGUGGAAGCCCAGAAUGCCAUUUUGCGACGGCACUUCUUGGAGUUGACACAGAGCUUCAUGAUACCUUUGGAGCGUUAUAUGGCCAGCCUUAUGCCUUUGCAGAGGAACAUUUCUCCACACAAGGGUGCACCAUUAUUGCGACAGUUUGAUCCUGAAGAGUUCCUGCAAACUGUUGAGCACUCAGGACCUCAGUUGACCUCUGGCAUUAAAGGUGAUUGGGAGGCGUUGUACAGGCGCUUUUUCCGGUCACCAAACUUUGAGGGAUGGUACUACCAGCGCCAGCGAGAAGUCAAUCAGAAGCUGCAAGUUCUUCAUAUGGAAGCUUUGAGUAAUUCUAAUUUGGUCGAAUGGAUCCGAGACAAAGAAGAAGUGGAGAUUGUGGAUCUCAUCUUGCGCAUCAAAGAAAAAUUGAAAUUUGCUAUCAACAACCACACAGUGGUUCAGCAAGAGAGUGUGAUGAAGCUGCAGAAGCAUCUUGAGAACAUAGUGUCUGCUCUUCCGGAUGACCUGCAGACCGUCAUCAAAACAUGACACCAGCUUCACAAGGUUAGGUUUAGAGCAGAGAAAGGCUACUGAGACAGACUUCUCAACUGUGAUCAGUUGUGGGCUGGUUAAAGCCUGUUUUAGUGUCUUGCCACAUGGGGCUGGCAAUCAACCAGAUCAAGACUGGAGGAUUGUUUUAUGAAGCAGCAGUAUUCAUCUAGUCAGUGACAUUUAGAUGGUGCAUUUCAUGAGACAGCUGUUUCAUUUUGUUGCUCACAAUCUUGGCACCUGGUAAAAGACGCUGUCCAUUGAUGGUCCCAUAGUUAAUGGCCAGGGGCAGUCAAGUGCUAGGGGUCUUUGGGUACCAUUUUACCAGGAAGGGUAGCCUCACAUCGACAAAGAACUAGCAAGAUCCAAGGCAGCAAGUAUGACAUGUCUGUUUUGUUGUCUAAAAAUAAAGCUCUUUCUUGGAAAAGACAAAGAUGGCAGCCACUGUCUUCUGAAGAGAUUUAUUUUAUUUAACUCAGAAGAUUUUUGGUUUCAGGGAAAGGUCAUUGCAGGUACCUGGUGCAAGAAACAAGGACUUUUUGUUGUUGAAAGAGAAGACUUGUUGUUGCCAACAUACUAACAUUUUAGCACUGUGAAAUUGGAUUCCUAUCUUUGGAAACAUGGUUGGACAUAUCAACAGGAUGCUUUAGAUUGAGCAGAUGUGUGUUGAAAUCUGUAGACAAGUGCCCAAGGAGCAGAAUGUUAAGACUUUCGGCACCUUUUUGUCUUUUCUUCCAACUGUUUUUUUAAAAAUAUCUUUUAUUAAGUUAAGAAGCAUAGUAUAACUCGAAGUGAGAGGCUUGGUCCAAAUGAAAUCUUGCUGGAAGUUUUGGAUUGAAAGAAAGCUCACUUCAGUAAUAAAAUGUCUUAAUUAAUAUGGGUGUUAUAUUUGUCUUAGAAAAGCUGACAGGUGCUUUAACUAACUGAUAUUAAUUCAUUCAAUGCAGUCAUUGUAAAUACACCAAUUGCGGCAUACGUCAUUUCUUAAAUUCUAUAUGAUUUGGUUGCUGGAAUCCAAUGCAUAGUAAGAAUGAAUGACUAAAAAUGGGAAAAUAUCUUAGCUUAUUUAGGGGUUAUUUGGCCUUGAAUUUUAUGCCUUCAGAAACUAAAACAUCUAAUGGCAUAUUUUUAAAGUUAGAAGAUAGUAACUACAGUUAUUUACUCGAGGUUGCUUAUUCACAUGAAUCUACUCUACCAAAGGAACAACUCCAAACAAAAGGGAAACACUUUAAAGUUCAUUGUCUUUUUCUAAUAUUUAAAUAUUUUAUAUUCCUUUUCUUUAAAUUCUUACUUCAUGACUUGAUUUCGUGUGAUUAGUUUCAAUGUUACCGUGAUCUCCUAUAACCUUACUCUAUUUCACUCAGAUUUAUUACAAGAAAACAAAGGAAAAGAUUCAUCCAAUAUAAAGCAUUUUAUAGUUUAAAAAUACUCUUUACAGUUUUGUGUACAUUAUGGUUGUCUUUAUUGUAGAUUUAUAACUGUUCAAGCACAAUAGUCUUUUAUGCUAGCCAUAUGACAUGUUUGAACACAGUGUGGUUUGUAUCAACUGUGCAACAUGUUUUGAAAGAAAAUGGAGGAAGCGCUUUGUGCUGGCUUUGCCAUAAUUUUAAUGGUCAGAGUAACUUGUCCAAUGAUUGAGGUAGCAUUACAGUUGAGCACAAGGAAUGAAAUACUGUCAUAAGUAUUUAGAGACAGAUGUGUGACAGAUAAUGUUGAGAUUCAUGCCUGCAAGAGGAUGAGUUUUUUGGGUUUUUUUGUUUUGCAUAGUUCACUGGAUUUUAAGCUCUGUGAAUUUUAAAGUGAUUUGAGAGAUUUUUUUCUCCAUAUGUUAUUUUUAAUACCCCUCUUCAUGAGUGUUUUGUCCAAAAAUGUCAGCUUUACAUUUUUCACUUUCUUCUCAGGAUGCCAGGACUUAGGGUACAAAAAUAACGUCUUUCAUCCAUACAGGCACAUCUAUCAUCUGAAUGUGUAGUCAGGCAUUAAAUUUAAUAUCUUUUUUCCCAACUGACCAAUGAUGGUUAAAGUUUCUCAGAAAAUGUUUAAAUAACUAUAGCAUCAAUUUUUUUUUUUAAACUCAUCUGUGUUCAGUUACUGGGAAUGUUGUGCAGUGGAGUAACUAUUUACUUUACAGACAAUUGACAAUCAAGAAGAAAAACUGGCCUGAGAUCUUUCACAUCCAGGUAAUGAUGUCAAAGAUGUCGAUAGGCACCUUUUGAAUUUUGUCAAGAGGGUUUAACAUGUGUUAAAGGUCACAUUAAUGAUUUGAAUGUUAUGAUCUGUGCCUGAAGUGUCAACAAGCAAAAAACAUGAACUCUUACAUUCCCCCUUUCCCAUUGAGCCUCCAAUCUCAAGUAUUAUCAGAUGAGCAUGAGGUGGUGUUUAAAGUUUAUUUAAAUAUUUUAGGAAGUAGGGUUGGGGUUUGCGUACAUCAUUUUUGAAGUUCUACUUAAUUUCAUUGUUUGGUUAAUGUAAAAACUAUGUUGAGAAUGUCUUUAAGUGUGUGUGUGUGAAAGAGAGAGAGACUGUGUGUAUGCAUGUUUGUAUGCACAAUGUUUGUUUAUGAACAUUAAUGGAAUGAAACACCAUCUUUUCUAGUCUUUGUAUCAUGAAUUUUUAGACAUUUGAAGGUUUAUCUUUCUUUUUAAAAUAUAUAUAGUCAUGUGUAACAUGCAUUGUUUUGAUGAUUGUUAGCAAUGCAGAUGGUUAAUGUUAAACUCAACAGGAAGUUUGAUAACAAAUGUACAUAAGACUUAAGACAUGGUGGACCAUGAGUGCAAUCAUUUUCAGGUGCAGGUGCACAUUAUAUGACAUUCUACAAUAAAGUUUGAUGCACUGUAAAUUUAAGGGAAAAAAGUCUGUAAACCAUUAGUCUUUAGUCUUUUUGUUUCAGGGAUUGUUUCUCUUUUUUUUUGCAGUGAGUAAAAGAUCAUUUUGUGUGUGCAUGCAUGCAUGUGUGCAUGUUUCUCAGGUUAUUUAAGCAUUCUUAUUAAAAGGUCUGCGGAAAGGUUCUCAGGUUAUUUAAGCAUUCUGAUUAAAAGGUCUGUGGAAAGGUUGUUAGUGCACUAGCUCUAGCUAUCCACUAUGGUACAAUUUGCAGUUAGGUCUUUUUGUUGUUGUUUUUUUUUUUUUUUUUUGACUUCCUCUACUACACAGUUUAAAAAAAUAGUUUAAGGUAUUAGUGAAGUUUUGCACCUAUAUUGAUGAAUAACCAUAAUGAAGAUUGUUGAUCUUUCUAGGCUUUGUGUACUUUUUAUCAUUUCAAUAUUUUAAAUUAUAGCUGUAAAGACAAUGGCUAACAACAAUACAGAAAACUGCAACCAGAGGCACAACAGUUAGCGCCUGUCACCAAGACAGCGCGGAUUUGCUUUCCUGAAAUGAGAUCUUGUCUCGGGGUUGCUGUUCUGUCUCAGUAUGUGGCAUCUGUUUAUUGAUGCUUUGCCAUGAUAUAGCCUUAGUUGCAUAAAACACCUGUUAUCCAUACCCCUUGGGUUGGAAGUCUCAGUUUAAUGUGUUUAUCUUCAGUUUCAAAAUUUUAUAACACGUCACAUGCAUUGACUUGCCAAGCUUAGACAUUUUAUUUGUUGAUAAUAUUUUUAUUGGUUGCAAAUUGUUUUUUUUAUAUUAUUUUAUAGAGGUUAUUAUCAACUUAUUGUUUUAUGUGAAAGUAAGUUUCAGAUAUUUUUCGGUUUUUCCAUUGUGGCUUAAAAUCUGAAAACCGUUGUGGUCGAGUACAAUUCCAGGAGUAUUGCAUGCUUACAUAUUCUUUCACUGACAACUCUGAGAUGUCUUGUGAUAUCCUGACAAAAAUGUGUUUAUGUAUGAAAACAAUACCUUCUCAGAAUUUCCAGAAUGAUCGGAGUGAAUUUUUCUAAAUUGUUACUAUGAUCAGUGUUAACUCUUUUGGCCACCAGAUAGUAUAGCAUAAUGAUUGGUAAUAUUAAGAAGUAAAAAUUUUGUGCUUGGUGUAUGCAUUGUAUGAAAAUGGUAAUCAUGAAUUUUGAAAAAAGAUACUUUUUUUAAUAUAACUGUCAGCUUGCAGACACCUUUUCAUUCCAUGACAUUUUGUCCAGUUGUAUAGUUAUUUGUCCCAUGUUAAUUUAAGAAUUUGACAAAUUUUAUUCCAAUGCAGUGUUUCAGCAUAUAAUUAACGAGGCUUUGUUUACAUGACUUUGGAGCAGAGGUUUUCUGGUUUUAAGGAAAUUUUUGGCCAGUGGCAGAAAACCACGCUUUCCUACCAGCCAGAUGGGUGUCUGAUUUAUAAGGGUAUAAAAAUGGCAAAAGAAAAGGUUAAACACCAUGCACUAGCCAUGCUUACACUUCACUGCCCAUAUAGCCUUGAGGCUAUGGGACCCUUUUAUCAAUAGAAUUUUGUCAGUAUGAUAAAAUGUGGUGUUUGUGUCGUGUGCUGUGCGUUUUGUAAUAAGUCCGACAUAGAAAUAUUGGCAAGAUUGGCCAGUUGUCUGGUUGUCUUGUUUAAACAAAAUCUCAUGAGCUAAGGCACAGGAAAAUUUUUAAAAUCAUUUUUAUGUUGUGUUAUGAUGUAUUCAUUUGAAGCUUGAUUUUCUUUUUAAAAUACGUUUAUCACAGUGAAUAGUAAAGUGGCACACCUUGUCAUGCUGCCAUGGCAUGCUGAGAGAUACUUUUAAUUUUUGGUAUGUGUUUUUAAUGUCUUCUAGAAAGCAAGGGUAAAUGCAUCUUUUAAUUUGAGUCACUUUAGAUCUUUCUCACCAUCUAGAUAUUAAUAUAGAAUGGAUGGGCUCAUCUUAUGAUCUUUUGCUGACAUUUGCUGAGUGACUUGGACUGUUAAACUGUGAAAGUCAGAUAGUGAGUUGGAGCAAAGUUUAUCUCCUGAUUAGAAGUUGUUUUCAUGAGAAGAAGACAGCAUAAGCUUAAAAUAUUGCAGCUGUGAUUGGAGAGUAGGAGGAGAAAAAUUCAGUCUGGCUGUUUAGAAGAUGGGAGUUGGGAUCUUAAAAUUUUCGAUAGAAUUGGGUUGAAUCUUGAGUCUGUUUGUGUGUGUGCCUGACUGCGCAUGUCCGUAUGAUUGCUAUGUAUGUAGGUACAUGCAAGUUGUGCAAGUGGUUUUCUAAGCUCACAUAAAACAGAUGACAUACACAACUGACAGAUAAUGAAAUAAAAGCUGCACAUUUUCUUUAAAAAGUGCAUAAGGUUGAAUUUUGUUGUGCAUAUAUAUUUUGUCUAUCAAUAAAAUGUUCAAACAGUA
Messenger RNA from Pomacea canaliculata, 7108 nucleotides. RefSeq names its product protein DENND6A-like. Bases 151 to 1887 code for a protein of 578 amino acids. NCBI's taxonomy places the organism in Eukaryota, Metazoa, Mollusca, Gastropoda, Architaenioglossa, Ampullariidae. The record is from RefSeq and is a predicted model, not a curated record. The transcript is spliced from 22 exons. Gene Ontology annotation, molecular function: guanyl-nucleotide exchange factor activity. Gene Ontology annotation, cellular component: recycling endosome.